Molecule: messenger RNA, 1909 nt
Organism: Seriola dumerili (greater amberjack)
Lineage: Eukaryota; Metazoa; Chordata; Actinopteri; Carangiformes; Carangidae
Product: vacuole membrane protein 1
Exons: 11
Coding region: 79-1350 (423 amino acids)
Source: RefSeq, a predicted model, not a curated record
CCACCACAGACUUUAUUUGAGCCCAGAGCUCACUGUGGAUUAAACAUCAGCUGAACGGACUCCUUCCUGGUGAACAAGAUGGAGAGCGGUGCGGAAGGGGAACUAACUCAGAGGUGUCUUCAUGUCAAGGAACAGAGAAAUGGAGAGCUGACGGGCCCAGAGCUCCCUGUGGACGAGAGAAAGCAGAGGGACAGGGAGGAGCGUGAAACCCUGGUGUUAUGGAAGAAACCGCUAUUCACACUCCACUACUUCACUCUGGAGCUGCUCAUCACUCUUAAAGAAUGGAUGUCAAGGCUCUGGCAGCAAAGACAGACUGUGUUUGGCCUACUGAUCCUGCUUAUCCUCCUCUCCAUUGCCUACCGGGUUGAAGGAACACACCAGAAGUAUGUGUGUUACAUGGAGAAGAAGACUCUGUGGUGCGCCUACUGGGUCGGCCUGGGCAUCCUCUCCUCGGUGGGUCUUGGCACCGGCCUGCACACCUUCCUCCUUUACCUGGGACCACACAUAGCAUCUGUGACCCUGGCGGCAUAUGAAUGUGGCUCGGUGGAUUUCCCCGAGCCACCCUACCCAGACCAAAUAGUCUGUCCUCAGCCUGAAGCACCAGCAGAACUAGGCUCGGAUGCUGAGCAGGUGGGCGUGGAGGCUGCGGGGGUGGGGUCAGAAACCCUCCAGCGAAGCAUCUCCCUAUGGACCAUCAUCUCCAAAGUGCGCCUGGAAGCUUGUAUGUGGGGUGCAGGCACCGCCAUAGGAGAGCUUCCUCCCUACUUCAUGGCCCGAGCUGCACGGCUCUCCGGCGCUGACCCUGAUGACGAGGAUUACCAGAAGUUUGAGGAGAUCCUGGACCAGACACAGUCUGCACAGGACUUUGCCACCAGAGCAAAAGUAGCUGUGCAGAAACUCAUCCAGAAAGUCGGCUUCUUGGGGAUUUUAGCCUGUGCCUCUAUACCAAAUCCCCUGUUUGACCUGGCAGGAAUAACAUGUGGACACUUUCUGGUCCCGUUCUGGACGUUUUUUGGUGCAACACUCAUUGGGAAAGCAGUUAUCAAAAUGCACAUUCAGAAACUGUUUGUGAUCGUCACCUUCAGCAGGCACAUAGUGGAGCAGAUGGUCUCCCUCAUCGGGAGGAGAACUGGCUGUCGUGGCUCUUUGAGAAGGUUGUGGUCAUCAUGGUAUGCUUCUUUGUCUGCUCCAUUGUCAACUCUAUGGCCCAGAGCUAUGCCAAGCGCAAGCAGCAGGAGAAGCACUCGGAGGACAAGACGGAGUGAAGGCCAGCUUUGCGAUCACGGCAAAGCAUCAACUUCAGAAGCUACCACCGCUCCUUUCUUCAUGUCCGCUCUGCCUCCUGGCUGAUACCACGCCAUUAUCUGAAGCAAUAUAUCUGCCCCCAUCUGGUUUCUCUCUUGUUAUUGUAGCAACAUGUUGAUGUUGAACUUGGACUCCCAUUUACUUGCUUUUUAAGGCUUUGCAUUUGGUAGUGAUUUCCGCGAUUGUUGUGUGUAAGGUAGGUGCUUGUUGGGUUACGUAUGAGUGUCUUUAAGCUGUUGUGUUGUUAAAGUGUCCCAGUUGGUGCUUUUAGCAGCUCCAGAGCACGUGAGAAGAAACUGCUGGUAAUAAUUCUCCUCAGUGAGGCCUUAAGCUGCACUGUUCGCUCCACUAGAGGAACCUUCAAGACUUAUGUCUCCAUAAACUCACUUGAAUUCACUUUAUUUGAAUAAGCUAGGAUGGUUACUUUUGAUUAAGUGGUGAGUGUUCUGUAAAACCAGCACGAUAUUUGUCCAAUAAUCUCUUUAUUUAUAAUUUAUAUUUACAAGUUUAAUGAUAAGAUAUUCUGUAUUUAUUAAGAGUUGCCGUGCAGUAUUGGGUUGUGGUUAGAUAAGACAAGUAAAUAGACUGUAAAUAAUUGUGUCCU